Messenger RNA from Adineta steineri, 705 nucleotides. NCBI's taxonomy places the organism in Eukaryota, Metazoa, Rotifera, Eurotatoria, Adinetida, Adinetidae. The record is from the annotation of a GenBank genome assembly.
AUGACGAGUACACUGUCAUUAACUAGUGAUAAUCAAAAUGUAAUAUCAACAAUUGAUGAUGAAAUAAGUCAUCAAUCUAAUCGGAAUACUCCAGAAAAAAUCAAUCGAUUAGUAAUAAAACCAACAACUGUGACAGAAAGAAUUAAAAAUUAUUUUAUUACAAAUGAUGGUCGAAUUGCAUUAGCCGAUCUUUUUUUUACGUUAUUAUGUGUUGUUCUUCAACAUGUUAUGGGUACUUGUCAUCAUUCCUUUAGUGAUGGUCUGACUGCUAUUGAAUGGUAUGUUUUUACACCACCAUUUGGAGCUGGUCCACAUACAGCUGUAUUCUUUUUUGUUCUUUCAUGGAUAACAUUAGCUUAUUGUAUUGAAUGUAUAUGGGUUUAUUUAAGUACAGGUAUACGUGUAUCGAAAAAACGAGAUUUGAUUAUACAUGGUAUUAUUGUUAUUUUAUUUUUGAUUGCAUUUGGUUUUAAUAUUUGGGGUUAUGUUUUAUGUGAAAUGACAAGUCAAGUUAUAACAAUGAAAGCUUUUGCACCAGGCGUUUGCCGAGGCAAUAGUAAAGCAUGUAUUCCUUUGAUUGCUGGUGUAUUAACCUCAUUUGCAGUAGCUUGUGCUUUCUUUGUAGAGCAUAUACUUGCACUAACGAAAUUUUUAAAAAAUCGUCGAGAAAUGAAUGAUUCGAAAUCACCUAAAAUUUUAUUGUAA